Aspergillus welwitschiae is the source of this 1404-nucleotide messenger RNA. Its product is annotated as short chain dehydrogenase family protein. Gene Ontology annotation, molecular function: oxidoreductase activity. Lineage: Eukaryota; Fungi; Ascomycota; Eurotiomycetes; Eurotiales; Aspergillaceae. The record is from RefSeq and is a predicted model, not a curated record. Bases 291 to 1247 code for a protein of 318 amino acids. The transcript is spliced from 5 exons.
CUACAACACCGUCCAGCAAUUCAACGACAAAUACUUACGCACACCUUGUGUCUAGUUCAUUCAAGUCUUCAAUAAACAGCAGGACAUUUGCUGUCCCACGAACCCCUCAUCUCCAUACUAAACCGUCUGUCAACGGGCCGAGCCGAGCGCUCGGCCAAAGACUACUAAUCACUCCAUCUACCGAGGAUGACCGAGCCUGGACCUCUAUAUCAACUCACAGCAUCUCGAUAUGCCAGUUGAGACCUACUCUUCAACAACUGGCAUGAUUAAUUUGUCUAAAUACAGACAUCAUGAUCACUCGCUCGCCUAACCCUGUCGCCCUAGUAGUGGGCGCCUCCCGAGGCAUUGGCCGCCAGAUCGCUAUCGAUCUCGCGAAGAACGGAUACACCGUAAUUAUAGCCGCCAAAUCUGCCACCUCCCCUGACACCACAGCACCCUUCCCACCAGACCCCAACUCUCCCGCCUCCACCAUUCACACCGUUGCCCGCGAAAUAGCCCUUGCCGGAGGCACCGCCCACCCCAUUCAAGUCGACGUGCGCGACCCCGCCCAGGUCGAGAAUCUGGUGAGCGAGACUGUACGGAUUACCGGUGGUCGGCUGGAUGUGCUAGUCUACAAUUCGGGUGCCAUAUGGUGGUCGUCUGUUGCGAAUACGCCGCUCAAGAGAUUCCAGCUGAUGCAGCGGGUCAAUCCGGAGGGACUGUAUGCGACUAUCAUGGCGGCGUUGCCGGUGUUUGAGAAGAAUGGGUGGAAAGGCAGAAUUGUGGUGGUUUCGCCGCCGAUCUAUUCGAGGUUCUUCAGGGGAAAGACGGCUUAUGCUAUGGGCAAGGUCGGGAUGAGUGUGCUUACUCGUGGCUUGGCCAUGGAUUGGGUGAGAGAGGGAAAGUCUGAUAUGGCUAUUACUAGUAUAUGGCCUGCUACGGCUGUUGAAAGCGCAGCAACCGAGAUGAACCCUGCGAAUGAUGGCGAUUCGCGAAAGGCUGACCUGAGGAAGCCGACGAUCUUCUCCGACGCAAUCCUCGGGAUCUUGAACACUCCAACACAGACUGUGAACGGGCUCCUAGCUCUCGAUGAGGACUUUCUGCGUGACUACUGUGGAGUGACAGAUUUCUCCAAGUACUCCGUUAUCCCCGGGAGCAGCCCAAGACGCAUGAUGCCGAAGGAGAUGCCCGUACUAGAAGUCGCAGAGCAGGACGAUGAGGGGGUGAGGAUGGAUAGCAGUAAAGCGACAGGAGGAGCGAAGCUAUAACGCCCCCAGCUUUACAAUACAUUCAAGUAUCUAGUGCAUGCCCUAUCAAGAUAUCUCAAUUUACCUACCUACAUUACACCAUACUCCCCCAACCCAUCCACCAUCUACCACACCCCAAUUAACCCCAAAUUAACCACGCCCACUCAUCAACUCAAAU